This is a messenger RNA of Fusarium poae, 294 nucleotides long. RefSeq lists its product as uncharacterized. The coding region runs from base 1 to 294 and encodes 97 amino acids. The transcript has 4 exons. The record is from RefSeq and is a predicted model, not a curated record. NCBI's taxonomy places the organism in Eukaryota, Fungi, Ascomycota, Sordariomycetes, Hypocreales, Nectriaceae.
AUGAAGUUUUCCAUCGUCUCUACCGCUCUUCUUGCGCAGGGCAUCGUGGCCAUGCCCUGGUCUUCUCAGAAGGGCAUCAAGGCCAAUGGCGACGAGAUCACUGUCCGAAUUAAGGUGACUGAUCAUUCCGGUCACCGAUUGACCCCCAAGCCGUUCAAGGGUCUUAAAACGUUGCCCGUUUGCUGGGCGACUUGCUUUCCUGACGCACCGGAUUGCCCGGAAGGUUGGGAAGCUACAGACACUGGUAAUGGCUGCUGGAGCUGCUGCCGCGAUAGCGACGCUAUGGAUCUUUAG